AGAAUGAACUCGCUCACAGUUUCUUCAUUAUGGAUAUGCUAAAUCGCUAAUCGCGUGUAUUAGAGACACGUUCGGCGCGACUCCGAGCGAAAGCCUUCACGCUCGCAUCCGCUCCCUCCCCGCGCAUUCCGCCGUCCGCGCCCGUCCUCUCGACCACAAGAGUGCUGGCUGCGGGCGUUGAGUCAGCCGGAGGCCGUCGCGCAGCUGACAUCGCACCGUCCUAUGCAACAAUAUACGAUCCUCUCUUAACUAAACUUUUUACAAGUGUCUGCAAGGUUCAACCAUGGAUGUCGAGGAGUUUCGCGUUCGAGGCAAGGAGAUGGUGGACUACAUCUGCACUUAUAUGAAUACGCUGCCUACUCGGCGCGUGAUUCCUGACGUGGAGCCGGGGUACCUUCGCAAAGAGCUGCCGGCGGAGGCCCCGCAGCAGCCAGAGAACUGGGACGAUGUCAUGAGCGACGUGGAGAAGAAGAUCAUGCCCGGGGUGACGCACUGGCAGCACCCGCGGUUCCACGCGUACUUCCCGGCCGGAAACGGGUACCCCUCGAUCCUCGGGGAUAUGCUGUCUGCUGGUAUCGGCUGCAUUGGAUUCUCUUGGGCUGCAAGCCCAGCGUGUACUGAAUUGGAGGUCAUAAUGCUGGACUGGAUGGGUAAGGCCAUUGGCUUACCACCCAGCUUUUUAACGCUUGAAGAGGGAAGCAAAGGUGGCGGUGUCAUAGAGGGUUCUGCUAGCGAGUGCGUGCUUGUCUCAAUGCUGGCUGCAAGGGCCAGUGGCAUUAAGAGGUUAAAGCAUCAAUUCCCCAACGUAGACGAAGGUCUCUUGCUCUCCAAAUUGAUCGCCUACUGCUCCAAAGAGGCGCACUCUUGCGUCGAGAAGGCGGCUAUGAUCAGCUUUGUGAAGCUCCGCAUCUUGCAACCUGACUCCAAUGGCGCUCUUCAGGGUGAAACUUUAAGACAGGCUAUGGAGGAGGACGUAGAAGCCGGCCGGGUUCCAUUCUUCGUAUCUAUAACUCUGGGAACAACUUCGUGCUGCUCCUUUGACAACCUUGAGGAUAUUGGACCUGUCGUUCGAAAAUUCCCAAGCGUGUGGCUUCACGUAGACGCAGCUUACGCUGGCAGCUCUUUCCUCUGCCCUGAGCAUAAGUACCAUCUCGCUGGGAUAGAGUAUGCUGAUUCCUUUAAUACCAAUCCCAAUAAACUUAUGCUGACCGCCUUCGAUUGUUCUCUUCUGUGGGUUACUAACCGCUAUCUAUUGACGUCAGCCCUCGUCGUCGACCCACUUUACUUACAGCACUGCUUUGACCACACAGCCAUCGAUUAUAGGCACUGGGGUGUGCCAUUGAGCCGCCGCUUCCGAUCGCUCAAGCUAUGGUUUAUGUUACGAAGCUACGGUAUCAGUGGCCUACAGAAAUAUGUGAGGCGUCAUUGCGAACUAGCAAGAUACUUCGAACAACUCGUCAAGAAAGAUGAUAGAUUCUUAGUCUGCAAUCAAGUUAAGCUGGGCUUGGUGUGUUUCCGCCUGGUGGGAAAUCCCGAAGACCCUGUAGAGGAGAUAGACGAGCUGAACAAGAAGCUGUUGACUAACAUCAACGCGUCCGGCAAGCUGCACAUGGUGCCCGCUUCUGUCGCCGACCGGUUCGUCAUUCGCUUCUGUGUUGUUUCGCAACACGCCAACCGUGAUGACAUAGAAACAGCAUGGGAUAUCAUCACCGACUUCGCUACCGAGCUUCUGGAAGGACCUGACAAGGAACGGGAUUUGAACGAGGAACGUGCUCGUCGCCACAAGGCGGCGCUGGCGCACAAGCGCUCGUUCUUCGUGCGCAUGGUGAGCGACCCGAAGAUCUACAACCCUGCCAUCAACAAGACACCGCCGCCGGUGGCCACCACCCCUGGAUCCCCGCCGGCCAUGGUCGCACCCACUACGCCGGACUCGCCUGACUACGACAAGCUCCAACCUUCUACCCCGAAGCAAUCAUCUUGGAUCAGCUGGCCGCUCGGCUUCUUUUUCCAGAGCGUGGAUAAUGACGGCAACGACCUGCCACUUAGAUUCCGUCACCUGGACACGAUGGUCCGGCUGAAGAGCCCAGGCACGAGCCGGCGCGGCUCCUCGCCUUGUGCCUCUCCCGAGCACCGCGCGCCCUCACCCCACCAUUGACUGACCUCAACCAGUAGACAACACCCGCAUUACUAUCACUUAUCGCAGAAAUAAAUCAUACCUACUUAUGUGAGCAU
This is a messenger RNA of Trichoplusia ni (cabbage looper), 2232 nucleotides long. It is a transcript of the gene Tdc2, whose product is annotated as tyrosine decarboxylase. Bases 284 to 2155 code for a protein of 623 amino acids. The transcript is spliced from 10 exons. Gene Ontology annotation, biological process: amino acid metabolic process. Gene Ontology annotation, molecular function: pyridoxal phosphate binding; carboxy-lyase activity. The record is from RefSeq and is a predicted model, not a curated record. NCBI's taxonomy places the organism in Eukaryota, Metazoa, Arthropoda, Insecta, Lepidoptera, Noctuidae.